Arabidopsis lyrata subsp. lyrata is the source of this 1798-nucleotide messenger RNA. RefSeq names its product protein SHI RELATED SEQUENCE 7. The transcript has 2 exons. Gene Ontology annotation, cellular component: nucleus. Bases 466 to 1509 code for a protein of 347 amino acids. NCBI's taxonomy places the organism in Eukaryota, Viridiplantae, Streptophyta, Magnoliopsida, Brassicales, Brassicaceae. Gene Ontology annotation, biological process: positive regulation of DNA-templated transcription. The record is from RefSeq and is a predicted model, not a curated record. Gene Ontology annotation, molecular function: DNA-binding transcription factor activity; DNA binding.
AUUCAUUGAAACUGGAAGACAACUGUAGAGAAAGUGCCCCAUAGAAGAAGAUCUUCAUAGUACUAUCCAUCUCUUUACUCUCCUUCUCUCUAUCCCUCUAUAUCUCUCUCUCUCUCUCUCUCACCCACAUAGAAAACCAGCAGUAGUAGCAGUAAAUUGCUUGAGUUCUUGAUGACAGAGACAAUAUCUUAAAUGAUGAAGAGAAGAGAAGAGAAGAGGAGCAAUAAACCUUGGCGGCGUUUGCAGCAGUUUCUUAAAUUUCCCCACCAUCAUUACUCUCUCAUCUGCUCCCAAAUCUGCUCCUUCUAAAUACCAAACACAUCUCCAAGUCUAGCUAGAAAUUAAUGAGCUAGAGAGUAAAACAGAAAGGUAAACACAAAUCCCCAAAAAUAAUUCAUUCACAAACCCCCAAAAGUCUCAUAAAUCCUCUCUUUCUUUUGGUUAGUGUUGGGGAAGUAGAAAAAAAUGGCUGGAUUGUUCUAUCUUGGAGGGAGAGAUCACAACAAACAAGAUCAUCAUCAAGACAAGGAUCAUAAUGAAGACAAGAGCAACAAUUAUCUCUAUCUAUACAAAGACGAGAUCUACAACAACAACAAGGGUUUUGAGAUUUUCCCACCUCAAUAUUUUCAACAACAACAACAACAAAAUCAUGUGGCUGCUCCAACAAAUCUCUACUCUUUUGGUAUGGUCCCGAGUGGUGGUAUUAACAUUAACAAUAACCGGAGUACUAAUCGGAGUUUGUACUUCAACGUCGUCUCCGAUCAUGAGCCGGUGAGAUCCUCGACGGGAGGGUUUACGGUAACUAGGCAAGGAAACAUGAAUUGCCAAGACUGUGGGAAUCAAGCCAAGAAAGAUUGUCCUCAUAUGAGAUGUCGUACUUGUUGUAAGAGCCGAGGGUUUGAUUGCCAAACACACGUGAAGAGCACGUGGGUCUCGGCUGCUAAACGCCGUGAGAGACAGGCUCAGUUAGCUGUUUUGCCAGCUAAGCGGAUAAGAGACACUAACUCAAGCGUUGGUGGCGAUGACGAUGAUGACAGAGAGGACGAGAAAAAUGGCGGUGGAGACGACAGUUGUGGGGGUGGCUCGGCUCUUGCUUGCACCCGUGUGGUUAAUGGUAAUUCUUCAGGGUUAGAGAGUAGUCACUUACCGCCGGAGAUAAGUUCCCCGGCGGUUUUCCGGUGUAUGAGAGUCAGCUCAAUCGACGAUGAAGAAGAAGAGUAUGCUUAUCAAACGGCUGUGAGCAUUGGCGGACACGUGUUCAAAGGCAUUCUCUACGACCAAGGUCCAUCAGAUCACCACCGAUACAGCUCAAGCGUCAACGCCGAAACUUCUCAACACCAUCUUAACCUCAUGGAUUCAAUCGCUUCAGCCGCUACUACAACCGCCGUGACCGCCGUUAAUAGUAACAACGGAUCGAUUGACCCUUCUUCAAUUUACACUGCGGUGGCGGCUCCGUUUAACGCCUAUGUCACCGCCGGUACCUCUUUCUUUGCACCUCCUAGGUCUUGAUAUUUUAAACAUUUGAAGAUGUUAAAAUCUUUAAAAUUACGUUUGUGAUUAAUUAUAACUACUCUUAUAACUACCAGAGAUCGAUCUACCGUCUACGAGUACGAGAGAUUAUUUAUUUGAGUAUUUUUAUUGUUGUCGGACAAUAUGGUGACUGUUCUGUUCGUACCUAGCUAGGGUUUGUGUACUGAUUAACAUGCACAUCGUACGUUUUAGAGAUAAAUGAGAUAUUAUGACUAAGUUUUUUUUGGGGAUAAACGAGCUAUUAAAUUAAUGUCAGAGUUUCAAAUUU